This is a messenger RNA of Enhydra lutris kenyoni (northern sea otter), 2716 nucleotides long. Its product is annotated as transmembrane protein 163. The coding region runs from base 1 to 870 and encodes 289 amino acids. The record is from RefSeq and is a predicted model, not a curated record. Gene Ontology annotation, cellular component: synaptic vesicle membrane. Gene Ontology annotation, molecular function: zinc ion binding. NCBI's taxonomy places the organism in Eukaryota, Metazoa, Chordata, Mammalia, Carnivora, Mustelidae. The transcript has 8 exons.
AUGGAGCCGGCCGCGGGCAGCGAGCGCCGCAGCCCCUCGGGCCCCGCGGUCCCGGCGCCGCCCCGGGGCCACGCGCCCUUGGCCGCCGCCCCCGGCCCGGGCCCGCAGAGCAACCCAGCUCGCGAGCCACCCAAGCCCGAAGAGGAGCGGCAGCUGCGGAUCAGCGAGAGCGGCCAGUUCAGCGACGGGCUGGAGGAUCGAGGCUUACUAGAAAGCAGCACUCGCCUGAAGCCUCACGAGGCCCAGAACUACAGAAAGAAGGCGUUGUGGGUCUCCUGGUUCUCCAUUAUUGUCACCCUGGCCCUGGCCGUGGCUGCCUUCACUGUCUCCGUUAUGAGGUACAGCGCCUCUGCUUUUGGGUUUGCAUUUGAUGCCAUCCUCGACGUCCUGUCCUCGGCGAUUGUCCUGUGGCGUUACAGCAAUGCUGCCGCUGUACACUCUGCCCACAGGGAGUACAUAGCCUGUGUCAUCUUGGGGGUGAUAUUCCUUCUGUCAUCCAUAUGUAUAGUGGUCAAAGCCAUCCAUGACCUCUCAACUAGGCUGCUGCCAGAAGUGGAUGACUUCCUGUUCAGCGUCUCUAUUUUAAGUGGGAUCCUUUGCAGUAUCCUGGCUGUGUUGAAGUUUAUGCUGGGGAAGGUGCUGACCAGCAGAGCACUCAUAACAGAUGGGUUUAACUCCCUCGUGGGCGGCGUGAUGGGCUUCUCCAUCCUUCUGAGCGCGGAGGUGUUCAAGCAUAAUGCGGCGGUCUGGUACCUGGACGGCAGCAUCGGUGUGCUGAUUGGCCUCACCAUCUUUGCCUACGGGGUCAAACUCCUCAUCGACAUGGUGCCCAGGGUGAGGCAGACCCGCCACUAUGAGAUGUUCGAGUGACGGUGGCCAGCAGGGCCUGGGCCGGCUGCUCUGCAUCCGCACCAAGACCGUCAGGACAACGAGGUUUCUACACAGGCAGAUGGUGCCAGUAUUUCAUUGAACAUCCAGUUUCUUUCUUGGCAAGUUUGUGUUCAUGGGAACAAGAUCUGCCCAGCAGGUCAGUCGGCACCGCUCCCCUUGCUCCACUGCCCCCAUCAACUGUGUUAGGACAAUGCGCACAGGAGCGGGGACAGGCUCCACCCCCUCCUCCAGCGAGAACUGACCUUUUUCUAUUCUCUGCAGUAAAAAAGGUUCUUGUGGGUAAGGUAAGAUCUUUACUUGGCAGAAAGUUCCUCUGCGGUGCUCUAAGCCUGAAAUGGAUAGCAAGUGACCAGACCCACCUCCUCUGGACCCCCGGUAGCCCCUCCUGGUCCAGAGUCUCGCGUCUCCUGGCAGAUUCUAAGGGAAGACUGUCCCUUUAGUCCCUCGCCCCUUGACAUGCCCAGAACCAUCAGUACAGAUCACUUCCUAAUUUCUAUCAAGGUAUUUCAUUAGUUUCAUACUGUUUUACUAAUCCUGACUCUAAACAGAUUUGUCCAAAAGGAGACCAUUCUAUUUUUAAAGUACUUCAUGACCCACAUAUGAGCUUUGCAUGGUUGAACUAAACACAUGACCCUGUCUUGUACAUUCAGAACCUGAACCUACAUGUAAAAACAGGAUCCAUUUUUGAGAGAUGUGAAACAACAGUUUAUUUGUAAUAAAUAUAUAAUCUAUCCAUAUAUGCAUAUAUCUAUAUGCUGUGUUAAGUGGUAAUGGUACAUUACAGUCUGUUAGAGAUGGCCCCUCUGUAAGGAACAAGAUGUUCUCUGUUAAUGUAAUGUUAGGUGUAGACUAUAAAAAUGUUCCCCCAGCACACAACAUUCUGUACCUCUGGAGCUGCUGCUCGUCCAGGCGACAGUGUCCGACCAAUAAAGACCUUUACCUGUUUUGUAUGGUACGGGGAGGUUAUCUUGAAGCGUUCUCACUGUCCCAGGCGGGUUUUCUGUUGUGGACAGAGGAGGCUGUGGACGGGGUCCCUUGGCGGUGAGGGGGGAGACCCUGAAGGACCGUCCCAAGGGGCGCUGUGCGCCCUGCGAGGUGGGGGGGCUGCACGGUGAUUUGGUGGUGUGCUUGGGGGCUGUCUCUGGCUCACUGAGGGGAGGUGGUUCAUUCUGAGGCGUCACUGACCUUGAUUCAAUCUGACACGCCCCACGUGGUUCCUUGGAAGGCAUUUUGAGGAGUGUUGCCUGGGAUGUUAAUAGGUCACAUGGAAAAGAGUUGACUGUACGAGCAGGUCUGGGAAAUGCAAGAGUCGAAAGAUUUCUUUUCUCACUGUGUCGGCAUAUGCUGUGGAAGCUUCAGGAGAGGAAGCUGUGAUGGAGUACCCCUCAAACAUAAGCACUCCGGUUUUGACUGGCACGUGUGGGGACUUGUGCCCCACAGAGGCAUGACAGGAACUGCAUGGUGUCUGCGUUCCAGGCAGUAGCCAAGAGUUCUGCUGGCUUCCGAGAGGCCGGCCAUCACUCGCCAGCAUGAUUUCAGACAAGCCCUUGGUGUGGGCACGGACAUGACCUUCCUUCUUUCCAGGGUAUCUCUUUGCACUCCCCCCUCCCCGCAAGAAAAGCCGUCCAGUCCUCUCUCCAAUUCCGUUCCCUGUAGGCGAAUGCAGGACGGGGGGAGCGGCUCUGAAAUGAGUCUCAGUGGAUGCCACCUAAGGGAAAGACUCCUCGAGGGUAAAACCGUUCCCUCCCCACUCCUGUCACGUACCUUCUCAUCAGUGUUUCCUGCAGGGUGUCUGCGAAUGGUGGCCGUCAUCAGUGGAUGCCGG